Molecule: messenger RNA, 2346 nt
Organism: Lasiosphaeria miniovina
Lineage: Eukaryota; Fungi; Ascomycota; Sordariomycetes; Sordariales; Lasiosphaeriaceae
Exons: 3
Coding region: 1-2346 (781 amino acids)
Biological process (GO): signal transduction; activation of GTPase activity; regulation of fungal-type cell wall organization
Cellular component (GO): cell cortex
Molecular function (GO): GTPase activator activity
Source: RefSeq, a predicted model, not a curated record
AUGGCAUCCGGUACACCGCAUUCUGCAUCGCAGCAGCAACAUCAACAGCAACAGCAACGAGCGGGUCCGUCGUAUCAUCCUCCGCCCCUGGUGCCUCCGCCGGUGCAGGCAGCCUCUCCGCCCAACAAGCGGGAUUUGAAGUCUUGGUGGAAAGGAUUCAAGCUGGCUUCGAAGAAUCAAGAAACCCACGACCAUCGGCCCCAGGGUAUCUUUGGUGUCCCACUUCGCCAGAGCAUCACGUACGCCAACGUAGCCAUCUCUCUCGUCGACGAGCAAGGGGAGAGCUACAUAUACGGAUACGUGCCGAUUGUCGUUGCAAAAUGUGGUGUCUAUUUGAAGGAGAAGGCGACCGAGGUUGAGGGCAUAUUCCGCCUCAGCGGGUCGGAGAAGAGGAUCAAGGAGCUAAAGACCGUUUUCGACUCGCCAGACAGGUACGGGAAGGGGCUGGUGUGGGAUGGGUACACGGUUCACGAUGCCGCCAACGUCCUCCGUCGCUACUUAAACGAUCUCCCCGAGCCGGUUGUGCCGCUGGAUCUGUACGAAAAAUUUCGGGAACCGUUGAGAGGGGCCACCAAGCAGGGUGCCGCCGAUGUUGACGGACCCCAGUUUGUCGAGAACUUCGACAUGAAUGCCGCCAUCGCAACCUACCAACAUCUCAUCACUGAGCUGCCCCCCCUGAACCGUCAGCUGCUGCUAUACAUCCUGGACCUUCUUGCCGUGUUUGCUGCAAAGUCGGACCAGAACCGGAUGAACUCGCAGAAUCUGGCGGCCAUCUUCCAGCCCGGCAUGCUUUCCCAUCCCGCCCACGCCAUGGCACCCGACGAGUACCGGUUGAACCAAUGCGUCAUUAUUUUCCUUAUUGAGAACCAAGACCAUUUCCUCAUUGGAAUGCAAGGCACAGCCGCAGAUGAGAAGACAGUUCAGGAGGUGCAAAAGGGAACACCCGUCAUAAACAGCCCCACUACACCAGGUCCAAACCGGAAAUCAGGGGUGUCGCGGUCUCCGUCAACCGCUAGUGCCGGCGCGGAAAACGUCGCGAAAGAUGGCCAGAUUAGAAGAAAUAAAUCGACAUCCUCGAGGCGAUCGCAUCAGUCAAAUAGUGCUCCCAGCCCACUAAGCCCAGGGAGCCCCGCGAUAGCCACAACCCCUACCAGUGGACUGGCUCGGUCUAAUACCCUGCCCUCGAAGAAGUCUCCAGCGUUACAGUCUGGGAGGUUUGCAUCAAGGAAUGGCCCUUCGGCAGUCUCGGCGUUGACACCCGUGGCUCCACCAACAACACAGGUUGUGCCUCCUCCAGCCCUUGCUGAGGAGGUCUCCACCACGCUGGAGGAUUUAUUCGUAUCAGUACCGAACUCAACGGCAACCUCCAGUCUGGCGCCCGGCCAGUCCGCCGUGGGAGCCAAGAGCCAGGAAAGACUGUUAGACCCGAAUCCAGAGGCCACGACGCCGUCUCGUGAACGGAGGUUGCCAGGUUUGUUCCAGAGGGUCCCCACUGGAGAGAGUGAUGGUCGACAGCCCAACAAGUUGAGAAAGAAGAAGAUGCCGGGCAGCGCCAACCCGAGCGCGCACAGCUCCUCGGCGUCCUUACCACAUUCAUUAGCGGUAUCCCCAAAUACAGAACUAAUCAAUCCUCUUGACACAAUACCAUCUGCGCCCCGCAGUACAAAUAUAGAAAGCUUUUCUAUGGCACAGACGAUCGAGACACCGUCCGAGGCAACCCCACGGGCAUCUCAAAUUCCGUCCAGCAACACACUUCAUCCUAGCAGCGCCGAAUCGACCCUGAGACCAAACAAGUCCCCGCCAACAUCCAUACACGGCUCCUUCAACGAGGGUUCUGACCUUGACCAAGUUGACGAGCCGAUAGGUGGCCAGGCAGACGCAAGUCCAGAUGCGACAUCAGACAAGGAGAAGAAAAAAAGAUGGCGGCUUUCUCGAAAGAAAGACGAUGUCCCGCCGCCCCAGUACCCCCCGCUUGCGUCCCCGCGGCUGUUUCUCGGAGCGAAUUCGAAUGCCGAUAUCAGCACCAGUUCAGUUGGUAGUUAUAAAGCUCGACAUAGCAUGUCUGGCGAGCCGCCUGAUCUGGCGGCGGUCAAUGCUGAGGCGCCUGUAGUCGAGGCAAGCAACAAGGAAAGCCGAGAGGACGCCAAGGGCCUAACUGGGUGGUUCAAGACCAAGUACCGCGAACGCAAGGAGAAUGUCGAGCAACGAAGAAACAAAUCACCACCUGCAGAUCGGACUGUAUCAAUGGGCAGCAGCUUCCUGUCGUCGACGCGCGGGAAAAGCCUGGAUAUCAAGCGUGGCCUCGCCGAGGAGAAGCAUCCGCAAGAACCAGGUGCGCCGCAAUAA